Molecule: messenger RNA, 2967 nt
Organism: Psilocybe cubensis
Lineage: Eukaryota; Fungi; Basidiomycota; Agaricomycetes; Agaricales; Agrocybaceae
Exons: 6
Coding region: 1-2967 (988 amino acids)
Source: RefSeq, a predicted model, not a curated record
AUGCCGCCAGCGCCGUGGGCCGUGCCCGACCAAAUCGAGUUCAUGUCCACUCGAUUGCCACAAUUCCAGGAUGCUCAACGAAAUAAAACUAUAGCCGAGUUCUGGGUGAAGCUAUAUGCUGAAUUCUUUUUAAGGUGGAAAGGGCCUGAGGAUGAAGUUCAGCCCAAUUCGGUUCAGCCAAAGAAACGUAAGAAAGACAAUCAAAAGUUACCUCAAACAUCGACGCCGAUCGAGUUAGAUCAUGCUGCAUGGAUUAAGCUACGGAAGACGCAAAUUGCUAAUUGGUUUAAUAACCGGGGAAAAGGGAGCGAGAACCGGCGGCAAGGCCCCGCCAUUGUGAUUGGAUCUGCAGGGCCCAGUCAACGCGCCCUCUCCGAGCUGAAUGUCUACUCAAAGCGGUACUACAACGAAAAAAUACGUUCUCGUGUGGAAAAAGAGCUCAAAAAACACAGUGGCCCCGCCCAUAUCGCUCUUAUCAACAAGUGUAUCAGCGAGGCAUGGGAUAUGGAGUCCAAAGAUGUCAAGGAGGAGAUUCGCGCAGAGACAAAGAGGUUGAAGGUGUUAUUGAAGGAAGAUCGCUCUGAAAAUACUGAACAACCGACUCCUCAGGAAUACGCCAAAGCAAUUAUGGAGGCUCCAGGACAAAUUACGAGCUUUCUUCAAGAAAUGUACAAACGCACUGGCUGGUGCCUGAGUGUGAUAGCCGGCGGCCCUGAUCCCUCCCGUCAAGGAAAGAUUCGGACUAUCAGUAUUCAUAUGGGAAAGGACAAAUUUGACCAAUUUUACUUUUAUUUAUACAAUGUAUACUCUCAGACUGACAGAGAUAAUCGCGCCCUCUCUGGGACAAAGCCUAUAGCGAGCAUGAAAAUGGGUGAAGGUGGAAUCAUGGACGACUGCGAGGACGAUUCCGGUGCCACCAGUCAAAUGGAGGUUGAAGCACCAACAAUUGAAGGGGAAGAAGAUGGCGCAAAAUUGACUGCGCCUGACGGCCAGAACGAUAUGCCAGCUGUAGCAACCGGGGCAACUAUGUUCUCUGGAAGCAUGACCAGAGAGUCUUGCCAUGGUGCUGCACCAACUCCCGAUUCUAAUUCCACCAGUCAAAUGGAGGUUGAAGCACCGACAAUUGUAGGGAAAGAAGAUGGCGCAAAAUUAACUGCUCCCGAUGGCCAGAACAAUACGCCAACUGUAGCGACUGAGGCAACUGUUUUCUCUGGAAGCAUGACCACAGAGUCUUGCUAUGGUACUGCACCAACUCCUGCAAUGGAUGCUCUACAAAAUUCUGUCACAGGCCCAGACAAAAGCCUCCCGGUUUCUUUGCUGGGAAACCCCCUGAACGGUAUGGAGAUGGACGGAGAGAAGUUGUAUGAAGAAGAAGAUAGGGUACUUUCGUUUAUGGAACUGUUGAAAGAGGAUGGGGGUUACGACCCACAGAGAGACUCGAUGCUUCAAAUUUCGAUGAACAAUGGGUUCUUUUCAGACUAUCAGUUUUGGGGCAACACGCAGGAGAACAGAACAUUUCAAGUACCUACAACAGAAAUGCCAAUGGCCUGGGUUUCUGGUCACAAAGCUAAUGCUUCUUUGAACGUACAAGCACCCCUUGAUGCCUUUCCAACCAUCCCAAUGUCAGCCAACAAUCCAAAUGGUCACGGCCCCUCUUUUUAUCACCAGGAGGGCCCUAUUACUCCGACAGCUGGAUCUCAGCUUUUAGCCCAGCCGGCAGUGAUGUGCGCACCAUAUAUCGUUCAACCAGCAAUGUUGCCAACAACAUCCAACCAAAGUUAUGCUCAUUCGAACACUUCGUCGGCAAUACCAUUGCCUGCGCCGCAGCAACUGAUGUCCUCAGCACUGAUGAAUCAUCAACUGGGUCCCGAAUCCCAAAAUCCGCCAUCUUUGAGAUUUUCUGAUGUCCCGGCGAUGGGAAUGCCACAUGCCGGGUAUCUGUUGGCGUCAAUGGGUUAUACCAACCCUGCUAUAUUCUCCCAGCUCGUCCAAGCUACUCCCAAUCCAUAUGGGUCUGGCCACCACAACACUACCAUACCCCAGAUAGUCCAAGGACAAGCACAUGUGGGUGUGAAUGCUUCUGGCGCUGCACAGGAACCAAGAACAUCAGCAGCAACUAGCCAUCCAGAACUCACGGCCUCACUGCACCCUCCGCAAACACGCCCGUCUACGUCGGAGAAGCAACAAGGAAAUCCGGUAACGGGGGCGCAUCCAGCAUCCUGCGACACUGUGUCCAAGGAGAGCAAUUGUACAACAGCAGCAGGGACAAUGAUAGUCCCCAGCCCAUCAGUUGCUCAGGCUUUGAAACCACCUAUUUUGAAUGUGAUGAAUGCUGAUAUGCAGCUUGACAUUGUUGAUGAUGGUGGACGCCGAGCUCGAAAAGCAGCAACAUCAAGGAAUGUCCCGAUGCAGCAAAUGUGGAGAGCAGCGGCACUGGAGCACCUUAUGAUGCCUGAGAUUGAUACUGAGAAAUGGAAAUUGUGUGUAAAGGCUUGGGUUGCAUUUGAGGAUUCGCAAUGCGACGCCAUUGAAACAAGUUUGCUCCGAUUCCCCGCUGCAACAAGGCCAGUGGCCCUGACCAAAUGGUUAUCAACUCGUAAGUAUGGAAAUGCUCCUGAUGUUGGAGUCAAAUUUGGGGACGAGUGGGUAACCUGGUGGAACAACAGUCAGCCUAAAUGGAGGCAGAGCUCGGAGGCUGGAAAGCUGCCACAAUGCCUGUCUGUUGCUGGCGGGAAAGAUAGCAUCAAUGUGUUGAAGAAAGGAGGUCCAAACGGCUUGGUAACGGUGAUGAUUGGGUUGAGGUGGUGGGCGAAACAUCGACACUCCGACCCAAGAUGGGAGGAAGCCGUUGAAGACAUCCUUGCUGUAUUCCAAGCAUUCCAAGAAGUCGCUAAAGUGACCAAAAAGCGCAAGGGGAAUGAGCAAAACAUCAAGGUGAAGUCAAAUGUCAAGAGGAAGAAGACAUGA